AUUUAAAAUGAAYGAGGAACCUGAGAACAAUUUAACUUUGCUGUAUGACAACUGGACAUCUUACAACUCUUCCGUGGAUCUCUUCAUCCCCAGGAACAAUGUGACGUAUGUUGGAUAUUACCUGCAUCAGCCAGCAACGGCAGCCACCUUCAUCGUGUCCUACCUGCUGAUCUUCCUGGUGUGCAUGGUGGGAAACGGAGUGGUGUGUUUUAUAGUCCUGAGGAGUAAAAACAUGCGAACAGUUACCAACUUGUUCAUCUUAAACCUUGCUGUCAGUGAUCUGCUGGUGGGCAUUUUCUGUAUGCCCACCACUCUUCUUGACAACAUCAUCACAGGAUGGCCUUUUGGAAGCCUGGUCUGCAAACUGAGCGGCAUGGUCCAAGGGAUUUCUGUCUCUGCAUCUGUUUUCACUCUGGUUGCCAUUGCUGUUGACAGGUUCAGGUGCAUCGUUUACCCGUUCAAGCAGAAGCUCAGCAUCUCCACAGCCACACUGAUCAUAGUGGUGAUCUGGCUUCUGGCCGUUUCCAUCAUGUGUCCCUCUGGGGUCAUGCUUCAGGUGACCAAGGAGCACAGCAUCCGGAUCCUGCUGGGCCACAACAAUAAAACCGGUCCUUUUUAUUGGUGCAGGGAGAAGUGGCCUAACCAGGGCAUGAGGAAGAUCUACACCACUGUCCUGUUUGCAAACAUCUACCUCGCCCCUCUUUCCCUCAUUGUCAUCAUGUACGCCCGGAUUGGCAUCACGCUCUUUAAAACGGCCGUUCCAACUGGGGGGAAGCCAGGCCCUGACAACCGCCACGUGUCCAAGAAGAAACAAAGAGUGAUCAAAAUGCUUCUCAUUGUUGCUCUGCUGUUCAUCGUGUCCUGGCUGCCGCUGUGGACCCUGAUGAUGCUGAGUGACUACGCCAGCCUGACAGAUAACCAGUACAAAAUUAUUAACAUUUACAUCUACCCCUUUGCCCACUGGCUGGCCUUCUUUAACAGCAGCAUAAACCCCAUCAUUUACGGGUUCUUCAAUGAGAAUUUCCGAAGAGGUUUUCAGGCCGUGUUUAAGUUCAGCUUGUGUUCGGCGGACGGACAGAGAAGGAAAAGCUACUCCCACAGACUCCAGGGGAACUCUGUCCUCCCASAUAACAACCUGCAGAGCUCUUUGGAGCCCAUUUCUCUCAACAACCUGGACAAGAACUGUUCCCGGCAGUUCAACCAGGUUACUGAACGAGACUUGGUGAUGGAGGACCUGGAGAAGGAAUCUUGUAGCAGUGGUGGUGUGACUGCACUGUCUAUCUGAAGAAAUCCUUCUUUCCAACCAGAAUUAGGGAGAAUCAAUCUCAAAUUCCCAAUACCUCGUGGAAAACUGGUGGACCUGUCUGAACGGGCAGGUCAGUGUGGUCCUGUCAACAGAUAAAAACACAUGACGUAUAAAACAAAAAUAUUUGAUUUUAGCAAACAAAUGAGUCUGGUGUUAAAGUGAAAAUAUGUCUUCUGGGUGAUUCUUCAUGUUUUUUAUAGGAAAAGUCAAAACCCAUGCAGCUGUUUGGACUGCAGCUAUGAAAGAAAAGUCCAGCACACACAAGGWUUACUGGAUGUCUAAUAAUCUGUUGAUUCUGAAAACAGGAAGUGUUUUCUUAAAGAUUGUUUUUAAUAACUUUACUGCUCGAUUCUUCAGAUUUCAUCAGUCUAAACAUCUGCAGCUGCUGCUGUCCUUGGUCUUCCUGUCUGCCGYCAGGUAGUGAGGUCCGGUGCUUCCUCUCUUCUUCAGCGCACAUAUAUAUAUAUACACACACAUACAUACAUACAUAUAUAUAUAUGUAUAAACAGUUCUCAGAUAUGUAUCUGAUCUAGAUGGAAACAGAGAAGCUGACGUGUCUGGACCACAUGUUGAAGUUAAAGCCAGAUGUUUUCAGAAGUUGGUCUCUGGUCCAAUGUGUUUACAUGAGAGUGCAGUUCUCCAGACUGAUGAGAAAACUUUUUAUAAUCCAUCAGUUGAACGGUUUGAAUUCUGCAAUGUGCUCUGCAAACAGAAAAGUGUAAAUACUGUCAGAUGUUACUGAGGAGUAUGUUGUGUGUUUCCCUGUUUGUUCUGUCAGGAUUAAASGUGUAAAGAAAGAGACAGUGAAGAACAAACCUGUUAGUUUAAUAUUUUACUGUACAAACAUCAAAUCUUUGACUCCAGGUCAUUCAUGGUUCAAACACCAAAACUUUAUUUCACAAACUUUUACAGACUUCAAGUUUCUGUUCUACGUUGUCUUUUAGAUSUGAAAGAUGAAUUCAUCCAUUAUCUUGUUCCAGAGGCAGGUCUUGGGGGCAGCAGCUGGACCAGGGAGGUCCAGACCUCCGAUUCCUCAGCCAGCUCUUCCAGUUGUUCUGGGAGGAUCCCAAGGUGUUCCCAGACCAGUGAGAGACAUACCUGGGUCAUCCUCAGGGUCUGAACAAGUCCAGAACACCUCAAGGGUCAUCCUCAGGGUCUGGACAAGUCCAGAACACCUCAGGGGUCAUCCUCAGGGUCUGAACAAGUCCAGAACACCUCAGGGGUCAUCCUCAGGGUCUGGACAAGUCCAGAACACCUCAGGGGUCAUCCUCACCAGAUGGCCCACCUGUGGUGGUUCCUCAUGGAGAGCUGAAGCUCUCACCUUAUGCAUUCAGUAAAACUCAUGUUCACUUGAUUUCUGCUCCAACAACAUCCCACUGAACAUCUGGUGCUGGAUGUAGAGAGGAAAUGUGCUUUGACUCAUUUACAACUUGUUUUAUUUCAGCAGACACUGCUUGAGUCGGGAAUCCAGGGAAGUGUUUGUAGAUUGGUUCUGAGCAGGAGAAACCUUCAGUUUCCACAGGCUCAACACGUUCACACUGCUCUAUUUACAACCUUUGAAAUGAUAAAAGUUGCAAUGUUUCAUGUGUUUGUAUUUUUAUAAAAUACUCCUAAAGUGAGAGAAAAGCUUGUGUGUUGUUUWGGAGGAAAACUGAUGUGAAAACAGAUAUUUUUUUGUUUUCUUUAUUUUUGAAUCAGCAAGUAAAAAGUGGAGAUGUUCAGUGCAUGUGUGUCUUUGUACUGACAGAUAUUUCAGUGGAAAACUUUGUUUCUGUGAACUAAAACUGUCCAAAUUCUGUCAAUAAAAGCUCCAAGUGCAAACAGAA
Molecule: messenger RNA, 3132 nt
Organism: Austrofundulus limnaeus
Lineage: Eukaryota; Metazoa; Chordata; Actinopteri; Cyprinodontiformes; Rivulidae
Gene: npffr2a
Product: neuropeptide FF receptor 2a
Biological process (GO): cellular response to hormone stimulus; G protein-coupled receptor signaling pathway; regulation of MAPK cascade
Cellular component (GO): plasma membrane
Molecular function (GO): peptide binding; neuropeptide receptor activity; opioid receptor binding
Source: RefSeq, a predicted model, not a curated record